Messenger RNA from Aureobasidium vineae, 1590 nucleotides. The record is from the annotation of a GenBank genome assembly. Lineage: Eukaryota; Fungi; Ascomycota; Dothideomycetes; Dothideales; Saccotheciaceae.
AUGUUUUCCAAGACUCCUCAUCCAUUAACCGUAGCCGCGAUAGGUACGUUGCUGGUCGGGAGCUUCGUCUAUAUCGCUCUCGGCUGGUGGAAGCUCCGGCAGUCAAGGCAAGAACUCGAGCGAAGCAACAAAUGCCUACCUCCACACGCUUUCUACCCUAAUCUGGAACCAUUCAUGGCGCUUGACAUGGUCCUCUCAGUACUAUCCGCAGCCAGAAAGAAGAAGUUGCUGGAAUGGUUCAGAGGCAACUUCCAUAAAUAUGGUCCGACAUUUGUUGUCAGCACCCUCCCAAGCAUCGCCGUUCACACCACCGAAGCCGAGAACAUCAAAACAGCUUACUCUUUGAAAUUCGAUGACUGGUCCGCCGCUCCCGGGCGGCAGGCUUUCAAGCAUGUAAUGGCUGGUUCGACGUUCAUGUCUGAUGGCGCUGCAUGGUCUCACAGACGAGGUAUUCUGCGACCAAUGUUUGCCAAGGAUCGUAUUACAGACCUUGAUCUGUUCGAGGCGCAUUUCCAGCAGUUACUGAAGCUGAUACCGGAGGAUGGGUCGACUUUCGAUCUCGGUGCUCUUUUCCAUCGGUUUGCAAUUGACGUGUCUUCCGAGUUUCUGUUCGGAGAGUCGGUCGGUUCUCUAAAAGAGUCAAUGGGCGCCAAAUCUCAACUAGCGUAUGAUCUCGAACUCGUAAUUCAAGACUGUGCGGACCGCUCCCGCUGGUCUCUAUUGUAUCGUUGGCUGAAGCGACCGGGCGUUGAUCAGGCGAUUCGUAAUGUGCAAGUUGCGACAACCAAAUACUCGCAGAUGGCUCUGGAUCGCGCAACUGAGGAUCAGAAAGAUGCUGGAAAAACAACCGAGAAGGCAUCUUCGUAUUCCUUCUUAGACGAGAUGGCACUUCAGACACAAGAUAUCAAGAAGAUGUCAGAAGAAGCAUUCAGUCUGAUGUUCGCUGGAAAGGAUACAACUGCCUCACUGCUCGGCAGUAUGUGGUAUCUACUGGCCAGGCAUCCCACGGUGUGGAACAAGCUUCUUACAGAGAUUGACCAACUAGAAGGCGCACCGCCGUCGUAUGAAUGGGUAAAGAAUGCCAAAUAUCUGAGAUAUUGUGAGCAUGAAGCUAUGAGGCUCCAUCCAGUGACCCCAAUCCUACCACCUCGUGUUGCUAACAAGGAUACUGUACUUCCGCUUGGUGGUGGUAAGGACGGCAAGUCACCCUUGUUUGUGCCUAAAGGCUCGGUCAUGGUUGUCAACAUCCAUUCUGCGAGUCGUCGUCAGGAGGUUUAUGGAGAGGACGCCGAAGAGUUCAGACCAGAAAGAUGGGAAAACCUUCGUCCAGGCUGGGUAUGUGCUAUGCACAACGUUUGCCACAAGUCGACUAACGAUCUUGUGUCUNNAGGCUUACACCCUUUCGGAGGCGGGCCACGGAUCUGCCUAGGCCAGCAAUUCGCCAUUACGGAGGUGUACUAUCUCACCGUGCGCCUUAUGCAGCAUUUCCGCCGCAUCGAGUGUCGCGACUCGAGACCGUUCCAAGAGGAUCUUGCUGGUGUUACCUUGAGCCCAGAUGGUGGCGUUCAAAUUGGUCUGUAUCAUGAGUGA